Molecule: messenger RNA, 1070 nt
Organism: Astrephomene gubernaculifera
Lineage: Eukaryota; Viridiplantae; Chlorophyta; Chlorophyceae; Chlamydomonadales; Astrephomenaceae
Source: the annotation of a GenBank genome assembly
CUUUCGUCACCGGUUUAAGGAAGCGCUCCUCCGCAUGGCCAGCACCGCCGCUGCUGCACGGCUGGCCUACCCGGUGGGGCUGAUGCUGCGGGGGCCCACACCGCCGCUCGCGUUGGCGCCGGUGGUGACGGCGGUGGCUCCCAGCAUCGCUGCGACCUCCUCCUCGCGUGUUGACGAAUUCGCGUCAGAUGGCUUCACUCUGGACGGCUUGAGAGAGGUGCCGGUGCUGGCUCCCACUGUCGCAGCAGCAGCCGCUGCAGCGGCGGAGGUGGCGGGGGCAGCGGCAGCCGGCGGAGCUGCUGCUGCUGCUGCAGCUGACGGGAACGCUGGCAAUGUGGACAGUGCAGGCGGAGCCUACGGACGUGGAGAUGAAGACCCAGGUGCGGCGGGAAGGACAACGGCAGCGGCAACCUCCGCUUCUCUGGCGAGGGCGACGGCUUCUCGGACCGGCAAUCCACGCUGUCCGGUGCCGCUGUGGGCUGCAUGUCUGCCGGCGGCGGUGGCGUGUACGACAACAACAGCAUCAUCAACGACGGCGGCGGUGGCAGCGGCGUCAGAUCUGCCUAUCGUACCGCCGCUGCGUGUGUGUCGUACUCCGGAGGCGGCGGCGGAGGCGGUGGAUCUGACGUUGUUGGCGUUACGAGGCCCUUUUGGCACGCCGUUGAACAGCGUGGGAGGACUGGGGGCGUAUGGCAGGGACUUGGAGCUGCUGCUGCCCGUGAGAGGUCCCGAUCUGCGCAAUCGCCUUGCCGCCAUUCGCCACUCCCUGGCCCCCACCGCCACCACCGCAGCCGCCGGGCCGCUCGCUCUCAGCUACCCGGAAGCAGGCAUGCUGCGCAUUCGGUUGGGCUGCGGCGCCUGCGCGGCCUGCACCGACCCAUGGGCCACCUCGCCCUGCUUGCGGCCACUUUCCCUGGCGUAUGAAGCUUUCCUCCUCCGUUUCAUUUACUAUGAGGUGGAGGUGAAGGCUCGGGCAGCGCUCCGCUGGGCGCUUGGGUGGGACCCCGUUGCGGCGCAUGCGGCUGCCGCGAGGGCUGCGCUGGGGCUGGGACUUGACAGCGGCAGGCGAG